Cavenderia fasciculata is the source of this 273-nucleotide messenger RNA. RefSeq lists its product as uncharacterized. The coding region runs from base 1 to 273 and encodes 90 amino acids. NCBI's taxonomy places the organism in Eukaryota, Evosea, Eumycetozoa, Acytosteliales, Cavenderiaceae. The record is from RefSeq and is a predicted model, not a curated record. The transcript is spliced from 4 exons.
AUGCGCACAAGAACUGCUAGUAUUACCUUUAUCAUUACAAUUAUUGGAGUUUGGUCGGGAUUAUACUCAACCACUGUCUCAUGUGCUUUCUCUCAUCGAUUCAACAUAAAUCUAGCUUGGGAAGAAAAUUGUGAGAUGACGAUUGGCAUAGAUCCUGGAACAACCUAUUCUUGUGUAUGGAUCGAUGGUAGAGAAGGCGGCAGUGACAGACCAGUCAUUCAAGUCGAGUACAAGGGUAUACCAUGUUUAAAUAAAAAAAUAUUUAUAAAAUAA